UAAUUACAAGCGUAGAUAUUCACAAGCUAGCUAUUAGGGAAAUUCACAGACUAUUCAUUGAUUGACUCAGCAAGCGAUCUAAGAGCUGUAUAAAAACUGGAUAGUGGCAACUGGGGACAAGAAUAAAGUGUUCAGAAUCUGUCUCAAGAUGUCUCCCCACCUCCGCCUGUCGCUGGUUAUGCUAGCUGUCUUGAUGUGUCGAGCUAGGGCCCAGGCCCUCCCACUAGACCCCUCGCCUGCUGAGGGCCUCGCUGAGAGCCAUGAUCAUUGGGAUCAUAUUGUGAGGCGUAGGUCCAUUAGCUCAAUGUUUGAAACACACGAACGCGAUGAAACAUCUCACAUAGUGGACAUACAAGAGUAUUAUCGCGAAUCAUUUGAUCAAGGUUGGGACACGCACGAUCAAGAGCUAAUGCGACUACUCAAGGUGCUAGAGAGGGUCACUGCCCAGGGUGGAUCCACUGCCCAGGACAGAGCCUCUAUACAGGACGAAACAUCACACCUGCUCGAAGUCAAGGUUGACUCCAAACCUAUACAAGGUCGUUACAUUGUCAUGUUGCAGUCUGACACUGACGACUACACGUUGGAUCGUACCAUUCAAGUUCUGAGCAAAGCUAAUCGUGACAGCAACCAGAGGAUCAGGGCCUCGGACAUUCAAGCACUGCGAAACUUGCAGGGAUUUGUGGCCACCCUUAACUCGAAGACCCUAGCUUUGUUGCAACGACAUCCUCUAGUAGCACACAUUGAGGCAGAUAUGGCCGUACGGAGGUCACAGGUAGCAGUGCCUGUUGAAAAGGAGACAGGCGUUGCUGAAUCAGACUCAGCUGUGACAUGGAAUCUAGACCGUUUGGAUCAGCACACUAAUAAACUGGACGGUGUGUACAAGCCCGAGGGGACUGGAAAGAACGUAGACCUCUAUAUCAUAGACACUGGAGUCAUGGCCAGUCAUCAAGAGCUGGUUGGACGAGUACAGUACGCUGGCUAUGAUGCUGUAGAUGAUCUCACAGGCACACAGAACCACGGGGAAGACUGCAAUGGCCACGGUACCCACUGUGCUGGUACUGCCGCUGGUACAACACUGGGAGUGGCUAGAGAGGCUACUAUCUAUAAUCUACGAGCUCUCAACUGUAAAGGAACUGGUGCUGUGAGCGGUAUUGUGAAAGGAAUCGACCGAAUUAUUGCUCAACACAAGAAUGAACCGACUGGACGACCUAAAGUCAUCUCUCAGUCUCUCGGAGUCAAGACUUCGGUUAGUUUAAACCGUGCGAUUGUUGAGGCUACUAACGCUGGCAUUGUAAUGGUUGGAGCAGCUGGCAAUCAAGCCGGCAACGCUUGUGAGCACUCACCAGCCUCUGCUAAAGUAGGCAUUGCAGUGGGCGCUACUGAUCAAGCUGACAAGGUCUCUAUGUUCACCAACACUGGACCGUGCACUGACAUCAUGGCCCCGGGAAUGAGCAUCAAGAGUGCUUCAAUAUCUUGCUCAACUUGCACCAAGACUAUGAGUGGUACCUCAAUGGCUGCCCCUCAUGCUGCUGGCUAUGCUGCUAUCCUGAGGAGUUUGCAUCCACAACUAUCAGCCGCGGAGGUCAAGGAGAAGAUGAUGAAGCAAUCCACUAAAAACCACAUCAAAUUGUCGGCUGCUAUUUCUUCAAGAAACAUUGGAGAAACUCCCGAUCGAUUGCUGUACGUGGCCAAAGCAAAUGCUCCAGAUUCUGAUAUUGAUAUUGAAACAGCACAGAGCCAGUGGUUUCCCAAGUAAAGACUGUUGUGUGUGUCUAUAUAUAUAAUUAUUAUAAUAGCUAGUAGUGGGAAAUCAUCAAAGUUUUAUACAUCACUGUAACCAUAGAUGCAUUCAUUUGUUGUAAUUAGAAGUAGUCCAUGUGUCAAUGUAUCAAAUGUCAAGAAUGUUUCAUUUUAAGUGCA
Molecule: messenger RNA, 1920 nt
Organism: Halichondria panicea
Lineage: Eukaryota; Metazoa; Porifera; Demospongiae; Suberitida; Halichondriidae
Product: extracellular serine proteinase-like
Exons: 2
Coding region: 149-1756 (535 amino acids)
Biological process (GO): proteolysis
Molecular function (GO): serine-type endopeptidase activity
Source: RefSeq, a predicted model, not a curated record